Messenger RNA from Rubroshorea leprosula, 2324 nucleotides. The record is from the annotation of a GenBank genome assembly. Lineage: Eukaryota; Viridiplantae; Streptophyta; Magnoliopsida; Malvales; Dipterocarpaceae.
GUAAGAGAAGAGAGAAAGGGCCGGUUUACAAUUCGCCGGCCUUUAGUGAAAGAAGGACCAACGAUGAUCCUAUCCUAACGAAGAAGGAGGAGUAGGAGCUAGCUUUCAUUGAAGUAGGGGCGGAAUCGAAUGAUUACGAGAUAGACAAUGAGAAAGAGCCAAGAGGGGAGAGCACUUAGACAAUUCACUUUGAGUACUGGGAAGUCUGCUGGUAGGAAUUCCUCAGGGCGUAUUACGGUUUUUCACCGAGGGGGUGGAUCGAAACGAUUGCAGCGAAGAAUUGAUCUGAAACGAAGCACUUCGUCUAUGGGCAUUGUAGAAAGAAUCGAAUAUGACCCUAAUCGUUCUUCUCGGAUGAUCAAGUCUUACCGGGGUCCUACUUUCGGGAACCAAAUGGUUCCAUCUGAAGGAUCUCGCGGCUCGGACGUAGAAGAUUCCUCCUUAUCAGGCGCUGCAAAACCCCACUCUGGUGUCGAUAAAGCCUCUGGCUCCGGAGAAAAAUCAGCUUCUGACGCACUUUUUCUAGCCAAGGGGAAACGACCUUUAGAGGUAAGCCAAGAUGCAGUUUGGGAGGAUGUCGAUCGGGAAAAGCGACAGAAAAAGAUUUCAGAAGAUUCUGACAGGACAAGUGAUUGGGUUACUGACCGUGAAAACAAAUUAGGAGAUCUAAUUAAUAAUUUGAGGAAAGAAGAGAACAUGCGCCCUCUCGCUCCUUUCCGGCUCCAAGAAGUGGUGGAGAGUUUGGAAGGCAAAUAUUCCACAGAGCGAUUGGACGAGAUAGUCAAAGAUAUCGAAGAGAAGGGAAAAGAGAGUUCCUUCUAUCAGGAAUCAAAAAUAGAUCGAGAUCUUCCUAGGGAGGCUGCAUUGAAAGCGGCCUUUAAGGACGUCACGAAAGCCAAGAAUCCUGCAUCCUAUUAUUUCUUGACCUCCUCUUUGAUUUUCAACAAGAUGAUUGUAACUGUCCGAUGGCAGAGAGUUUUAGAAGAUUCUCGGGUACUAAGAUCAUUUCUAUCAAAGGUGAUCUUAAUACUCACCGAUGGUCUGAAUAAGGAGAUGUGUAUUGCCGCCUACUUGUUCGCCAAACAGGUAAUCUAUUUGGGUCGAAAGAGCGGAUAUUUACAUCUUGCGCUUUAUCUUAAGCAGUGUAAUACUUGUCUCAUGACUGCCUAUGGCGGCGUCAAUCGACCUAAUGGUUCUUUAUCUGUCCCUGUCUCUCUAACACGGUCAGAUAAGAAGCUUUUUGAGCCAAUCAUCAGUCCGGUUAAGGAUAUGGAUAGGGUCCGUGGUCGUGUAAGUCAAGUGAAAUGUGACUUAGUUAAGAUCAUGGACCGUUAUCUACCCUGGCUGUCCACCAUACCCCUUGAACAAGGGUGUGUGUGGGCUCCGACUUGGAAGGCGUUACCAACUGAGAAGAUUGUAACGUCUGUCCUUGUUAACCGUAAGAAAAUGGCUUAUGAAAAGGUUAAGGCCAUAAAAUCAUCUUUUCUAGCCUUUCCUUAUGAGUUAGCGUCAUGGACCUUCCUAGUAAGGAAUAUCCAUGCCAUGGGGGAACAGUGGUCUCCCGGCAUUUUGUGGCCGGUUUACACAAGGUACCCUCGGGGUAAGCUAAAUAAGACGAUUAGUGGCUUAUGCCUUGAUUACUUUGAGAAGUAUAUCGGUCCGGUGCUACCCACUGUUGACCAAAUGGGUAUUCCGCCUUAUACAGGACGACUGGGUCAGAGUUUAGAGGGGGGAGGCAAGAGGAGACUUUUUGCAAUAGGGAACUAUGUAAACCAACGGUUACUUGCGCCAGUUUAUCAAAACAAAAAAAAAGGCUUGCAUUCUCAUUCUGCUUUAAGAGGCAAGCUGUGGACCACCACGUCUGUGCUGUGUCCAGGCCUGGCAUAUCUCGAUAAGACCAUGCGAAGACAUCUCGCAAUUCUCGAAUUGACUCCUCAUGGGGCGGAAGCCCUUUUAAGUAAGGACCUCGAGCCCUAUCUGAAUGAUCAUAUUGGCUGGGCAACAUUUGAAUCUGGAGACAAAGCAAAAAGGGAAUGAGCAAGCAUAGAAUCUGAUCGAAUCAGACCAAGAUGAACAGUGGGCCCUAUUUUGAGUAAGGGGUGAGAAGGAUGCCCUAUCUUAUCCAAAGAUGGUAGCAAGCUCUUCUCUGAAUAGGUUCCCAAUCCAAUGAUCAUGCCUUCAUUCCUUAUUAAACACGAUAUUUAUCGAAACCUCUAUUAUUUACGACUGAUUCCGUUCCGCCCUCCCCAUGCUGAUUGAUUUACUUCUUGUUCUAGGACGCUUUCUACUCUUUCUUGUCUGCCCAAUGAACUUCCUUCUUCUAU